UCAGAUGUUCAACAUGGCUCCUGUACAGAGCCCUUUAAAACCAGUAUUCACUCAGUAGAAAGAACUUCGAUACAUGCCACUUUGGUCGGUACUGCUCAACUUCGAGGUCAUAUUGUGGGUAGCAUCACCAUGAGCUGUCACGACUCACAGCCUGUCACAGCCUGUCACAGCCUGUCGCAUCGACCUGAUCGUCGACCGACCUUCGAUCGUCAGGCGCUCUUGGCUCAGAUCGGCGCAAGAACGGGGGGACUCAUGGAGGAAGACGAAGACGAACCAGCAUGGCCAGGCGCUGUCACUUUGAAGCCUAAGACCUUGAACGAAGACCCCUACAACGUCUAUGCCGAGGAGCUAGCGAUGGAGGUCUGCAAGUUGGGCUUCGAGGUGGCAGCUGAAUUGCUAGAGACGGACUUGGUCUUCAGCAGCUGUGGCCACUUGGUGCAGGGAACCCCCGAUGGCGGCUUUCGAGAUGCUGAAGGGCUCUUGAGACUAGUGCAGGUGGUGCGAGUGCCUUUGCUGCCGGAGAUGGAUGAAGAUGAGGUGGCCGAGAUCCUCUAUGACACGGUCUUGACCAAAGUGGUGAAGUCUCAGGUUUGGAUGAAGGAGACUGGCACAUUGCCUCAUGACUUUACCAUCUUCUGCUGGUUGCCACCUGUGGGUGCCUACCAGGCGUGCUUGGAGGAGACGGAGGCUUUGUUGUGGACUGAUGCUUUGAUCUGGAACCUUCGUGCUGGUGGCUGGCCUUUCAGCCUGGUGAUCCAAGUCCCAGAGGAGCCAGGCCGCCUCUUCCCCCGGAACUUCGGUUUCCGGAACUUCGGCCGACCGAAGAAGGACUACGCCGACGAGGUGAAGUACUUCCUAGUGGCGGCAGACUUCGAAGAAGAUGAUGAGGAGGAUCUCAUCUUCGACUGGGAUUUGUUCGAGCUAGAGCAAGAAACCUUGAGCGAGAAUGACACUUCAAGGGUGCUAGCCACCGCUGAGGGAGCACGCUGCACUGAAGAAAGAUCGGUGGAGCGCAUGCUUCCUUACGUGCUGUUGGCGAUCGAAUUCGUCGAGAAGCAGACGACAAAUGUUGUGAAAGUGCAUGAUGCUGAUCCAAGAAAUGACCGCUUCCGUGCCGUGGCCACCGACGCUAUUGACCACGCGUACCGCUUUGGGACUGAAGACAUCGACGUGUCGACGCUGCUUUCAGCAGAUGCAGUGCCGCUUCAACUCGACGGGCGUGGUAGACGGCACGAGCCGCGGCAGCCCAAGUCACCACCGAUCGGCGCUUUGGGCAUCAAGGAGAUGUUCCAGCUACGUGGAUGGCUCGAUCCCGUCCAACUCAUCCUGGAAAGCUUCCACUGUCCAUGGCAUACGUCAACAUGUUUGGACGCCAAAGGCGAGCACAGUUUGUUAUCAAGGCGAUCAACGUCAGCUGCAUGUCCGUUUUCCUGCUCUUCCUGCACGCAAGGCAGUAGUCUUAGUAUGCCUAAGGCAGACAAUCGCUUGCGAUGCGAUGCUGGGCUUGUGAAGUAUAGAGAAGAAACCUUGAUUGAGUUGCUCACGGCCUAAAGAAUGAAGAGUGGAU
Molecule: messenger RNA, 1567 nt
Organism: Durusdinium trenchii
Lineage: Eukaryota; Dinophyceae; Suessiales; Symbiodiniaceae
Source: the annotation of a GenBank genome assembly